This is a messenger RNA of Scutellospora calospora, 1879 nucleotides long. Lineage: Eukaryota; Fungi; Glomeromycota; Glomeromycetes; Diversisporales; Gigasporaceae. The record is from the annotation of a GenBank genome assembly.
UUGAUAAUCAUGUUACAAUAAUCCAAGAUCACCUGGAAUUGUCUGCAACGUCUCAAAUUUAUCCAGGCAUUUUAAAGUGGAUUUCCAUAUUAAUCGAUGCGCAACAUUUAGAAACUGUGUUAUCGUCUGUGAAAUCUGCAAAUACGAAAGCCAUACUCAAAAUUUCAAAUUUUUUUUCCACCUUGAUGAUUCGUUGGCCUUCAAAGAAAUCAAACUUGCUAAGUAAAAUGACAUAUGGAAAGCUUUCCGACCAGUUAUCGAUUAACUUAUUAUGGAAAGGGUUCAAUAGUACAGAUCUCGCUCGAUUGUUGUCAAAUGGUCAACCUUUAUCAAAUAGCUUCAUCACAGAUCCCGCAUUUGCUGAAGAGUGGGGAAUGUUUUACUUGUUUUGCGAGUUAUUUAGUCGAAUUUUACUUAUUAUAGACGAUUACGAAUUCUUUGACGAAAGUAAAAAAUCCUCUGAAAAUAUAGCAUUUAUUUUAUAUUGGAGCGGUCCUCAAUUGAAAAUAAGCAAUGUUAUCGAAGGCAGCUGCAUUAAACCCAUUUAUAUUCGAGAAGUUGCCACAAAAUUAUUAAAACAGAUCCAUGCAAGAGAUUCUCGUCGUCGAUUCACUCCGGAACAUCAUUGGUUAAUGACAUCUGAAUUUGAUAUGAGUACUUUCGCUAAAAGUGUUGUUACCGAAGAGCAGGAUCUUGAGCGCGAGAAUGAAAAAACAAGUAUGGACAAGCGACAGCCGGAAUCUAUUAGUCCGCGUCUUGGCGUACUUCACAAUAUUCCUUUUGUAAUACCUUUCGAUGAACGUGUUAGAAUCUUUAGACAAUUUGUUCGUAAUGACCGUGAAAGUUAUGCUAUGUUUGAACCUCGAACACGUGUGACUAUUCGUCGAAAUCAAAUAUUUGAAGAUGGGUUCACCAACCUUAAUGCCAUGGGACCCAAAUUAAAAAAUUCUGUUGCUAUUCAAUUUAUUGACGAAUUUGGGAUUCAAGAAGCUGGAAUAGACGGAGGAGGUUUAUUCAAGGAAUUUUUGACCUCAUUGACACGGAUAGCUUUUGAUGCAGAAUAUGGGUUGUUCCUUAGUACAAAAGAGCAGCUUUUGCAUCCGAAUCCACAUAGCUAUGCGUGUCAAGAAAUACAAUUGCGUCACUAUGAGUUUCUCGGUCGCAUAUUGGGGAAAGCUUUAUACGAAGGAAUUCUGGUUGAUGCGGCUUUUGCAGGCUUUUUUCUAAACAAAUGGUUGGGAGAGCGGUCGUACUUGGAUGAUUUACCUUCUGUUGACCCAGAAUUAUAUCAGGGUUUGGUUUAUUUGAAAAACUAUAACGGAGAUGUAGAGUCAGAUUUAUCAUUGAAUUUUACUGUAGUAGAUAAUGAAUCACGGACUAUUGAAUUGAUCCAUGGAGGAAGUGAUAUUCCAGUCACUAAACACAAUCGAAUCAAUUAUAUAUAUAAGAUGGUUGAUUACAGAUUAAAUGUUCAAAUAGGUUUGCAGUGCCAAGCAUUUUUUCGCGGUUUAAAAGAUUUAAUAGAGCCGAAAUGGUUGAAAAUGUUUAAUCAGCAAGAAUUACAAAUUCUUGUGGGAGGAGCAUACUUUCCUAUUAGUAUUGCAGACUUGCAACAAAAUACAGUGUAUGCCGAUUAUAAAGAUGACGAUCCCGUCAUCAUCAAUUUUUGGAAAGUAGUAUCGGAAUUUUCCGAAGAACAAAAGCAAAAAUUAAUAAAAUUCGUUACAUCUUGUUCUCGGCCCCCUCUUCUUGGUUUUAAAGAACUAAACCCAAAGUUCAGUAUACGUAGAGCUGGUACUGGAACGAGAUUGCCAUCAUCAAGUACAUGUGUAAAUUUGCUUAAAUUACCAGCUUAUCCGGAUGAAAAUACAUUGAGACA